AAGCUUAAAGAAAAGAAAUCAUUCAACAAAGUGAGUUUAUCACGGACAUUUUCAUCAGCAUCAUCCGACAGUGAUUACGAAGACGAUUGUUUUUAUCUGAUUCGAAAAUCACAAGGAGAUUAUAGAGAUGAACCAUUCUAUUACGAUGGUAUUUCUGAUGAAGAACUUCAUCAUCGUUUAAACAUAGAGUUUGAGGAAAAGGUUAAUUGGGAAAGAUAUGAUAUUGGUUUUUGCAAGGAAGACAUUAAUUUUGUUCCAAAGAAAUAUAUCGAACUUAAACCAUGGAGUGUGCUCGACUCAAUGAUUAAAAUUUUUGAAAGGCAAAAAUCGUUUGAUAAAAAGCAUAAAUAGUUGUUAACACCAAAUCAACAUAAAUUCAGUUGUGUUCUUCAUGGUUAACCGUACAGUAAAUAUUUUCAUGAAAGAGAUUAUUACUAGCCCUUCGGGGCUGCUUUUAUGUCGCUCCAAACAGUUUUUUAUCAUUAUGAUACAAAACUUUUUAUUCUUUUCUAGUAAAUUAGGGUCGAUGUAAAACUUUUCUCAAUUUUAAGAGUUAAAUUUGGAUUGGAAUAGGACAAAGCAAAAGAUUAUUUCAUACAUAGGUUUGUAUUUGAAGCAAUAAAAGGUGUUAUCCCCGAUGGUUUUGAGAUAAAAGAUACAAAUUAAUGCUGUUAAAAAUGACAACAGACUAAGUAAUCUUGAAUUAGUCACUCACAAAACAAAAUAUUGAAUUAGCUCUAAACUAGGAGUAAUUGGAGCUUAGGAGAGUGCGUUCGAUAUGUUUGCUAGGCGUACAGGUAGCAGUUUAGGGGAAAGGGUGGAUGGUUCUGGUGCGAUAGAUAACUAUGAUUAUGGGAUAUUUUGAACGUAAGGGUUGCGUACAGCGAAACCUCGAUUUAAACUGUUUAUGAUAAUGAAAAGGUUUUGAAGGCUAGUAAACAGCGUGAUAUCGUAUGGUUCGUCUGAAGUGUUUGCCUGAUUUGAGAAGACACUGGCCAGAGUGCUUCGGGCGUGUAAAAAGAACUUUUUGUUUUACUGGCACAAUAGAUGUUCUACAGGGCGCAGUUGUUCGGAGGCCAAUCAGCGCUUAACCUGGGUUUCUUUUCUUUUGUUCUGUUUUGCUAGCUAUUAAAGAGGAAUGGUUUUGUGCACUUGAUAAAAAAAGACUCUUAAGAAAAAAAUAAAUGUAGGAAAUUGGUUUUUAGCAGGGCUGUCUACCAUAUCAAACUGUCUUUGGUUGAGAGCUGAAAUUCAUGUCUCUCAUCUGGGAGAACAAUGCAAUAUUUUCCCCCCACUGCUUUACUCUUCGAAAGCGUCCGUAACCCUGAAGAAGACCACAACUUAAAGCCUUUAAAAACAAACAUCUUGCUCGAUGAUGCCUUUGAUUUUUAAAUCAGUAUUGCAAUAUCGGGGGAAAUCGUCCCUGGCCACUUUCUUGUCACGCUGAUCAGACUCGCAUUUCUGUUCACCAAUUCAAUGUCGCACCUCAGCAGUGCUUAUCUUACUGUGGUCUGGACAGUUGUCGGUAUAAGAUUUGGGACACGUAGAUAUAUUUUUUAGCAACUAAUAUAAUUUGCAGUCUGUCUACUUUGAAUUGAAUAACUUUCGCAUUGGGGGCGCGUGCCAUGCCGCUUAAAAAGGUUAUUCUGAUGCGCAAAUUCGAGCUCCGGGUCGCUGGAAAUCAAAGGCAAUUAAAGUUUGUUUGAAGUCGGAAGUUCUCCACGCUAAUUUUAAAAUUGAUUUGCCCACGUGUUGAAAGUACAUCAGGCAAUUCGGCUGCUACUUGGUGGGCUUAAAAAACCAUUUUUAGGUCAAGAUAAGGUACUCACAUGAUAACUCGCUAGGUCAGGCUAGCUGUACCAGGUACUGCAAAUAUAGAAAAUGGGGUUAGAGGGCGGUGUCAUGGUUAAGUAAGUAUAUUCAGCAUAUUGUGGUAUUUAGCCAAUAAUUCUCCCUUCUCUCCCUCGUCAUCAACUCGGUCAGAUCUCGAGCAAAAUAUUUCAAUCCUCCUCCCCUUUCACCUGCCUGCGGGUUUUUUAUUAUUGUUAAAGGUAUUUUAUAUUUCUUCUUUUUUUCAUUUUCCUAUUCAGCUGUGUACGACACAGAUUUUAUCAACUUGCUGUUCGAUCGUUUUCCGUCAUGCUGAUCAUGGAAAAGAAAUUGUUCACCUUAAUCUUGCUAAUCAUCGGCUGCCCUUCAGUUUGCUGGACUAGUCAAGGGGGUUUUAGGAUCUGCUUUAAAGAAACUGAACGCAGCUCUCAGUGUCAGGGACCGUCGUACACGUGCAGUGGCUGGAGCAACAGUCCUGCAUGGUCUGAAUCAUUUCGAGACGACACCGACAAUAGAGGUGGAGGCUGCUACUACCAAUGGAGAAUUGAAGCACAGGGGACGAUCGACCCGGAGAUGGAGUACCGUCUCUGCUUUAGGGAGACAGAAGGGAGCUCACAGUGCCAAGGAACCAGGAAUUCGUGCACUGGUUGGACCCCCAGUCCGUCCUAGACCGACCGCUUCCGAGAUGACACCGACAACAGAGGCGGGGGAUGUCGUUACGCUUGGAAGAUCGAGUCACGUUCUCCUCCGCCGAGGGAGCCCAUUCAGGUGUGUCGCGUAUGCUUUAAGGAAGUCGAGGGCAGCUCUCAGUGUCAAGGAAAUCGUCAAAGUUGCAGUGGAUGGAGUGCUCCAGGCAUGGAUCCCUCGUGGACCUCGCCUUUCCGUGAUGAUACCGACAACCGUUGCGGAGGUUGCAUUUACCAAUGGUUUCUCGAUUGUACUUCGAUCACAAUUUCUGGAUCCUGUCCAGGAGAUCACCCAUGUGAUUGAAUUCCUACAAGAAACAACUUUCUUUUCGUCGACAUCUGCAAAGGCCUGUGUGACCGAUAUUUUUCGUACCACGGUCUGA
Porites evermanni is the source of this 2899-nucleotide messenger RNA. Lineage: Eukaryota; Metazoa; Cnidaria; Anthozoa; Scleractinia; Poritidae. The record is from the annotation of a GenBank genome assembly.